Messenger RNA from Purpureocillium takamizusanense, 327 nucleotides. RefSeq lists its product as uncharacterized. Bases 1 to 327 code for a protein of 108 amino acids. Lineage: Eukaryota; Fungi; Ascomycota; Sordariomycetes; Hypocreales; Ophiocordycipitaceae. The transcript has a single exon. The record is from RefSeq and is a predicted model, not a curated record.
AUGGUUUUCAUCCUCGACAGUCCUCAGCGAACGCGUGGCUGGGAUGAAUGGCUCAACCGGCACACAUCGAUGAGCAACAGGUUUAUCGAAUCAAAAAGUCAUCAGUCGCGCAAGGAUGCAUGGCUGACUGCAGCUGCACCUCCGGCAUAUUGGCAGCAUCUGAUCCUGCCGCCCCUCUACCAUUCAUCGGCCUCCAGUCUGCAGCAUGGCGUAGCAUCGAGCAUUCCCGCCACCCCAUUUCGAUCCGCCUUGCCGCCGCCGCUCUUCUCCAAAGCGUCAUCUGGAUCUGGCCUCCUGGCAGGGGCCUUCUGCCUCGACACAGACUGA